GCUUACUUGUUUAAAAUACUAAAUAAGUUUUGGAUUGUAACUAUGGCUACUGAAACUGAAGCUAUUGACAAGGAAUGCUUAGUCCGGGUUGCAUUACGGAUUCGACCUCAAAAUUCAAGAGAACUCAUUGAUAUGUGUAGGGUUUGCACAUCUAUAACUCCUGGUGAACAGCAAAUAGUUUUAGGAUCCGACAAGGCUUUUACAUUUGAUUAUGUAUAUGGCAUGAACUCAAAUCAGUGUGAUAUUUACAACGAAUGUGUUGGGCGAUUAGUGGAUGGAACAUUACAUGGGUAUAACGCAACCGUCCUUGCAUAUGGACAAACUGGAUCAGGGAAAACCUACACUAUGGGAACCGGAUUUGACAAAGCAUCUGAUGACUAUCAACUUGGAAUUAUACCCCGUGCCAUACGACACAUAUUUGCAGGCAUAGACAGCUUGCGAUUCGAAAAUAAUGCAACUGACUCCGUUACAAAUUCGCAGUUUAGUGUAGCUGUUCAGUUUAUAGAACUUUACAACGAGGAUGUUGUUGAUCUUUUAGAUCCAUUUAAUAAAAAUACAUCAUUUAAAAUCCAUGAAAAUGAAAACGGACAAAUUACGGUAGCAGGUGCUACAGUCAAACCCAUACAUGAGCCUCAAGAAGCUUUAACAUUUCUCCAGCAAGGAGCUUUAGCACGCACAACAGCAUCAACAAAAAUGAAUGACUUGUCUUCUCGAUCACAUGCUGUAUUUACACUAUUUGUCCGUAGAAAACACAUUUUUGAGCCGAAGAUACAAAAUUCCGAUUGCCAAUUUGAAACCCUUACAUCCAAAUUUCAUUUUGUUGAUUUAGCCGGUUCAGAGCGUCUUAAAAGAACUUUAGCAACAGGUGAAAGAGCACGUGAGGGCAUCUCGAUAAAUUGCGGCCUACUUGCUCUUGGCAAUUGUAUCUCGGCGUUGGGUGACCGAUCUAAGAAAGUUUCCCAUGUGCCGUAUAGAGAUUCAAAGCUUACACGCCUCCUUCAAGAUUCUUUAGGAGGUAACAGUCAAACUCUUAUGAUAGCAUGCAUUUCACCAAGUGAUCGAGACUUUAUGGAAACACUGAAUACACUCAAGUACGCCAACCGAGCACGUAAUAUAAAAAAUAAGGUUCAAAUCAACCAGGAUCAAAGUUCGAGAACGAUUUCGUCGAUGCGUAGGGAAAUCGCAGCCUUACAGUUAGAACUUUUGGAAUACAAACAGGGGAAACGUGUGCUUGAUUCGCAAGGGAAUACAUCAAUUUCUGAUACAUUUCUUGAAAAUUCUAUGCUCAUGGCUGACAAUAAACGUAUGCAACAAAGGCUUAAGUCAAUGCAAGAAACUAUUGAAGUCUUAACUGAUCGAAACGCUGAGUUGAAGCUUGAGAAACAAACACAUGAAUGGUCAAUGGACAAGAACAUUGAUUUCGAAGUGAAAAUGUUGCUUGGAAGUUAUUUAAGGGACAUAGAAAAAUUACAGGCUAAAGUAAUUGAAACUGAGGAUAUGUGUCGACAAUUAAGGAAGUAUAAUUCAUCAGGUAACUCCCCACGUGCAAAUAAAAUGAUAUAUGAAGAUCAAAAUAAUAUUAUAAGCAUUGCAAAAAAGGGGUUGGAAAAAGAACGGGAAAUCUUAAUGUCGCGUUCAUUACCGGGACCAGCAAAUGAAAAUAGUGAUCUUGUGGAUAUUGAGUCAUCCGAUAGUGAAUGUGAAUUAAACGGUAAUUGUAAAAGAGUUGCAAUGGAAGCCGAUUUAAAUGAUAUUAAUUCAGAUAUUGAAAUAAAAACAAAAUUAAUAGAACAACUUGAGUUGUCACAAGAGAGAAUGCAAAUUAUGCGUCAGCACUAUGAAGAAAAGCUUACAGUAUUGUCAUCUAAAAUAUUUAGCACACAAAAGGAGCGUGAUGAAGUUUUAGCAAACAUGGUUUCUGGAACAUCAAGCUUAGCAAAAAACAAUUUAAAGUCUGUAAAGAUGGAAUAUGAACGAAAGCUGAACGAAAUGAAUCGUGAACUAAAAAGGUUACAACAGACACAAAAAGAACAUAUACGUCAGCAAAAAAAUUUGAAAGCUCAAGAAAUCAAGCUGCAAAAUCUUCGAAUGGAACUAAAUGAAUUAAAAUGUAGUAAGGUUAAGCUAAUGAAAAAAAUUUCAGAGCAAUCAAAUCGGCACAAGGAGGAGAAUACAAAAAAAGCGAGAGAAAUCGCUCAAUUGCGUAAAGAGCAACGAAGGCAAAAAUGUACAGUUAUGUCUUUGCAAGCAAAAAUGAAUGCGAAAGAGCAGAUCUUAAAAAGGAAAUCUGAAGAAGUUUCCGCACUUCGUAAAAGCCAACGUAGUGGAUUUUUGAGUCAAAGAUUUACUAGAUCGUUACCUUCGAAAACUGUAUCUUCACAGUAUAAGUGGGAGUCUUUAUCACGUUCUAUAAUUCACUCAGCAAGGAAUAAACAAUUACUCGUCCAGCUAGAAUCAGAACUAGAGCGCCUUGUUAAAGAACGAGAACAGUUAAGUCAUGAAUUGAAAGAAAUUCACGGUCCCUUAAGUGCGGAUAAAGCAUCUGAAUUUCAAAGCGAAGAAGAUAAUGUAAAAACAAACUUGGGAUAUAUCCAAGAAAACAUACAACAUGUUCAAAAAGCAAUUAUGGAAUUUGAAGACGGCAAGGAACCUACGAAUAGUAAUCCAUAUAAAAUACAAGGAAUAUUAGAGUCAACUAACACCAUAGAGGAGGCGAAAUUUCUACUUCAGAAGUUGGCAGACAAUGCUGUUUUUAUGACAUGCAAUUCAUCUAUGCUCGAAAGUCGAUUUCAAGAACAAGAAGCUUUAUUAAAAGAAGCUCAACAUGAAAGUGGCAUACAACAACAGUUGCUACAAUACUUUCUUUCGAACAAUACGAAUGUGCAAAUAUCGGACUUAUUUGACUCAUUAAACAUUAAUGAUCAGUUUAAUGUAAAUAAUCUAACACGAAGUUGCUCACAAAAAUCGUUAAUAAGUAAUGGGACUUAUGAUAUACCUCAAGAAGACUUACCAGAGUUUUCUGGCUUAGAUCAUCAGCUACUUCAACACCGAAGUGUAUCACCCAGUACAAAUAUGGAAAGCUCUUCUGACAAGAGCCCAAAGGUUCGCCGACGAACAGCGAGACGACAUGAUCUUCUCUUCGGAGAACCAAAUUUGACCAGUACCGCAUUUAAGCCCAAUGAACCAAGUUUAUUAAAACGCCUGGAAAUUACUCAAACCUCUUUGCAGUAAAUCAAAUCUGACGAAAAGAAAUAUUAAUUUUUGUUAUACAAAAUAUAAAAAAAA
Messenger RNA from Drosophila busckii, 3285 nucleotides. RefSeq names its product kinesin-like protein KIF21B (gene Klp31E). Gene Ontology annotation, molecular function: ATP binding; microtubule motor activity; microtubule binding. Gene Ontology annotation, biological process: microtubule-based movement; mitotic spindle organization. The record is from RefSeq and is a predicted model, not a curated record. The coding region runs from base 43 to 3231 and encodes 1062 amino acids. Lineage: Eukaryota; Metazoa; Arthropoda; Insecta; Diptera; Drosophilidae. The transcript is spliced from 12 exons.